AUUUCAGAGCAGCCAUUGUGAAUGCGAUUUUUUUCUUCAAUUAGCCUGCUUGUCUACCUUUGUCAGUGGGUAAAUGAACGUUUUUGGUCAUAGAAAGCAACACGGUCUCAAAAGAAUCGUAGAUGAUUUGAUUUAUUCCUCUUCUGUAUUUAUGAUGUGUCGAGCGAUAUGUUACUACGAAGCUGCGUUUGUUUCGUCAUUUUUAGAGAGCUAUUAUUUGUUACUGCCGUGUCAUGAGUUCGUACAGAACCUUGAUCUAGAGUGAGUCUGCUUUUUAUUUAGAUUAAUGUCACCACUUUUCUCUCAUUUGUUGAUUGGUGUUGCAUUCUGAAAGAGGCUUGGAUAUCUUUUAUGAUGGUGUUGUUGGCGCUUGUAAAAGUGCACGCUGUUGGUGUCUAUAGUAUAAGAGGAAGUCACAGUCAUAACAUUACCGAUAUUGCUUCGAGACAUUGGAUGCGCUGUUGCGAUCAUUGAGAGUGGAGAAGGUAUCGAAGUCGGUGUUUCAGCUUACCCUCAUUUCUGAGUCAGACUGUAUAUCCAGGACUGAAAACGUCAGGUGUGAGAACAAAAUCAUUGUAAAUUGACGAUGACCUGUAUCAAAGGAAUAAUUCUCAAGUUGUGUCAACAGAAUCACUUAACAUCAAAAUCAAAGGAUUCGUUUAUCUAUUGUUUCUUCAAAAUCGUGUGUUAACUGUAUACAUUUGAAGGGAAUAGUUUAUUAACAGUGCCCGGGGACCAUUUAUCAAUUUGAUAAACAGACUUAUCACUUUGUGAUCAUAUAAAUUGUGUAGCAACUAAAUCUUUUCUGAGCAAAAUAUCGGGACGAAAUCGUUUGUGACCAGAGCAGGGUAUAUACAGAACAUUUUCACGUUCGGCAGUGUCAUGUACUCCUACAAAUGUGAGAGCGAGUACUCCUCCAUCCGCCCGCCUCGAAAGAAUGAGCUGAAGCGUCAUAGCUUUCAUGAUUUCUAUCACAGGUACCUGGUUCACAACACCUAUGCCCACCUGCAAGGGACACCCCCGCGCAUGGAGGAUCCGGCGGCCGGCGGCGCUGGCGUCAGCGGCAUCGGUGGCGACGAGUUUCGGUCGCACAACCACGCGGAGCGCAUGAUGCGCAAGUUGGAGCUGUACGCCGCCAAGCGCCAACUGUGCGAUGUGAUAUUGGUGGCGGAGGAGAGAAGGAUUCCCGCGCACCGCCUUGUGCUGAGCGCCGCUUCCGACUAUUUCGCUGCCAUGUUCACCAGCAAUGUGCGCGAGGCCAAUAUGGACGAGAUCCCCCUUAAGGACGUAGACGCCGAGGCGCUUGCGUCGCUCGUGCAGUACGCCUACACAGGCCACAUCCAGCUGAAGGAGGAGACUGUAGAGAGCCUUUUGUCCACGGCGUGCCUGUUGCAAAUGUCUGAGGUCGUGGAGGCCUGCUGCAGUUUUCUCAUGAAGCAGCUACACCCAUCCAACUGCAUCGGCAUCCGCCAGUUUGCAGACAUUCAAGGUUGCACGGACCUUUACAAAGUGGCCAACAAUUUUGUGAUGGACCGUUUUGUGGAGGUGAUGCAGAACCAGGAGUUUGUCUUGUUGCCCUGUGACGAAGUCUGUAAGCUCCUGGCCAGUGAUGACCUGAAUGUUCCCAACGAGGAGACCAUCUUUGAGGCAGUAUUGCGUUGGGCACGUAAUGACCUGCCCACCAGGAAAAAGCUGCUCUCUAUGCUGCUGUCGCAUAUCAAGCUGCCCCUGAUGGCCCCUCAGUUCAUCGCUGACCACGUAGAGACCAACUCUCUGUUCCAUGAGGACAAGGAAUGCCAGCAACUCAUCAUGGAAGCACUCAAAUACCACUUAUUGCCUGAGAGACGCUCAUCUUUCCAGUCUCCCCGCACCAAGCCGCGCAAGUCUACGGUUGGAGUUCUCUACGCUGUCGGCAGCAUGGAGUGUACGAAAGGUCCGACUAGUGUAGAAAAGUAUGACCUUCGCACAAAUACGUGGACCCAAGUGGCCAGUAUGUCAGGUAGGAGACUGCAGUUUGGUGUGGCCGUGCUGGAUGAUAAGCUCUUUGUGGUGGGAGGUCGUGACGGCCUGAAGACACUCAACACUGUGGAAUGUUAUGACCCCAAAAAGAAUUCUUGGACUCUAAUGCCUCCCAUGUCCACUCACCGCCAUGGUUUGGGUGUUGGGGUACUGGAAGGUCCGAUGUAUGCUGUUGGGGGCCAUGAUGGCUGGUCCUAUCUGAACACUGUUGAGCGCUGGGACCCUCAGGCCCGUCAGUGGAGUUAUGUGGCCCCAAUGUCUACCUCUCGCAGUACUGUUGGGGUAGCAGCCCUGCUGGGAAAACUGUAUGCUGUUGGUGGAAGAGACGGUAGCUCUUGCCUGAAGUCGGUGGAGUGCUUUGACCCACACACAAACAAAUGGACGCACUGCACCCCAAUGUCCAAGAGGAGGGGUGGUGUCGGGGCUGCCAACUGCAGUGGGUUCUUGUAUGCCGUUGGGGGCUAUGAGGCUCCAGCCACCAACCCUACCAGCUGUCGAUUUGAUUGCGCAGAAAGAUAUGAUCCUAAAACUGACCAGUGGACCAUAAUAGCGCCCAUGAGCAGUCCUCGCGACUCUGUAGGGUUGUGCCCCUUGGGUGACAAGCUUUUUGCUGUAGGAGGCUAUGACGGUGUGCAGUAUCUUAAUGAUGUGGAGUGCUAUGACCCUGUCACCAAUGAAUGGAACAAAGUGGCCACUCUAUGUACUGGCCGUGCAGGUGCCUGUGUUGUGCACAUGGCUAAUAGCUGACUAGGCGGCCUCUGCCACACAAGCCACCGGGCCCAGGCUCUGGCACUACUCAAAAGGUGGCCAUCAGGACUCCUGGCUUUACAGCAGGCACGGCGAUUGGAUGCAUGGUUGUAACCUCAGAGGCUCAUAGACACACUACCUGAGACAAGGCAUAGGCUGACCUACUCACUCUUUUAUUUAUGAGCACUCAUAGAAAUAAAGAGCAUAGACCGACAGAUAUACAAGAUCUGUCAUGCGUGCACACUUACACACACACACACACUCACACACACACACACACACACACACACACACACACACACACACACACACACACACACACACACACACACAGAGAACUGUGGAAGGUAUCAACUGAUAGACUCAUCACACAUACCUACACACAUGCGAAAAUGUACAUAGUAUCGACCAAGAUAAUCACAGCCCUUGUCUUGCCGAAAGAUCUUCCUCUUAGACUCAAAGUGAGGAAACUGACUUACUGUAGAAGUAAACUCCUGACUCCUGUCAUUGUGGCUGUUACUGAUUAAUUCCAGUAUCCUGAUAUGAGCAAGCGUUGGGCUGGCCUUCGUGUGGCAUGAGUACUGGCAGGUCUCCAGUAUCUCAGAUGUCACCCUCGUGUUGGACAAUUUAAAAAAGUGUAAAAAAGUGUUCUAAGUGUGCACCUGAUUGUAUGUCUAUGUGACCUCUGCAAAUGUGAAAUUCAUGAUUUCCAUUGGUGCUGCAGGUAAAGCCUGGUGAUCAAGCUUUCACAAAUUUUGAGAUGACAGUCGAAUCAGAACAAAGUACUGUGACUACAUGGUGGAUGUCCAGUGUGGGAUAAUAUGUCUGGUGUCUAAACAAAAAAGGGCAAUAACUUGGUCAUCUCUUCACCAAUUUCUUCAAGAAAACUUCAAACAAAUGAAAUUCAACGAGGGGAACGUUAAGUUUGUAAAGAAGUGUGAAGAAAAGCAGUCCACAUGUUUCAAGAAUUGCCAAGUUUUUACACUUUUCAACCAAAAUUGAAGAAAACACUACUUUUUAAAAAGUAUUAAGCUACAGGGGCGUAAUUAGUUUAUUCUGGUUUCAGGACGAGAACGCUAAAACCACAACGGUCACAUCAGAUGGGUAUCUCAAUGUGCUCAAAAAGCUUUUAAAUUUGGAGUAGAAGGUGCUAUGCUGUUGAGGAGGCCUGGUUCCAAUGGAAUGGGGCCUCCUCCUAAACAUCAAGAGUUGCCCUUGCAUAGGUGCAAGAAAGGUUUAGAGAACACCUGAAAGCUUAUAAUGGUCAAGGCAUUCCUUGACUUGAAGCCCUUCAAUUAUUUCCUUUGGAGUUUUUCUACACAGUCUACAGAAACAACCUACAAAUAAUUGAACUGUUGUAAGUUAAUGUUGAACAGUAGAUCCACAGAAUCAACCCAGGAACAGGCCUCAGAGUUAUUCAAAAUUUCCAGUGGCUUGUUGGAGCUUGUAUGAAGAGAAAUAGUCAGUACCUGGAGCACAGGCCUACAGUUCAAACAGCCACUACCUUCCCUAAGUUUUUUUGGCAAUAUCAAUUUUGUAGGCCUACAACAGAACAACAUGUUUGAUUUUUAAGCAUAGAGCCUGCUGUUGAGCAGGGAUAUGCGCUAUACAAAUGCUAUCUAUUAUCAUUAUUAUUAUUUUUAGUAAGUUACAAAGUUUUGCUUUCUCACUCAAUUUUUGGUUCAAAUUUCUAAAAUUUGAUAUUUGUCGAACUCGUUAACAAAUUUUCUUCAAAUUGACAAAUGUGACAACCAUCUGGUUGAAUUUUGUUUGUUUGAAGAUUUGUUGAAAUUAGUGGAAAAAAUGACCAAAUUAUUACCCUUAAAAUGGGUCCUCUUUUUUUUUUUUUUUUUACUCCCGAUACUUCUGACUGCAGGUUAUCAUAGGCUUUACUUUUAUGUUUUCCCAUUAUUGUCUGGGAGUUUUAUUUUCAGGAAUUUGAAAUUUUUGCAUGUUUUGGACACGUUCUUUGACAUUAAUUGUCCUGUUCACUGUUUGGCUUUAGACUGGAUUAUUCAAAAAGAUUGUGUUACAGGUUUGGCCAUGAAGAGAGUGAUGUCCAUUUUGAACGACACAACCGCAACCAGUCUUGUUUGGGUUUUUUUAGAUGUAAAGAUCUUGCAAGUUUCAGAUGAAACUCCAAAGUUGUAAAUGACAGGGUCCCCGCGCAACCAGGAAAACAGUAAAAAAAACCCAGAGAAUUUCAUUUUCAGAUUUCUUGAAAAUGAAUGAAAACGAAAAUGUACAGGAGAAAGCCGGGAAAUCAAAGGGCUGCCAACAGUUAUGUUCGUUUGACAGAAUCAUUAAGGUUUUUAUACUUUGAAAUUCAAUUUUACAAAAA
Molecule: messenger RNA, 5107 nt
Organism: Aplysia californica (California sea hare)
Lineage: Eukaryota; Metazoa; Mollusca; Gastropoda; Aplysiida; Aplysiidae
Product: kelch-like protein 5
Exons: 10
Coding region: 883-2766 (627 amino acids)
Molecular function (GO): protein binding
Source: RefSeq, a predicted model, not a curated record